Saccostrea cuccullata (small rock oyster) is the source of this 5680-nucleotide messenger RNA. RefSeq lists its product as uncharacterized. Gene Ontology annotation, molecular function: ATP hydrolysis activity; DNA replication origin binding; ATP binding. The transcript has 46 exons. NCBI's taxonomy places the organism in Eukaryota, Metazoa, Mollusca, Bivalvia, Ostreida, Ostreidae. Gene Ontology annotation, biological process: mitotic DNA replication checkpoint signaling; DNA replication initiation. The record is from RefSeq and is a predicted model, not a curated record. The coding region runs from base 65 to 5419 and encodes 1784 amino acids. Gene Ontology annotation, cellular component: nuclear origin of replication recognition complex.
UUACAACUUCCGGUUGUUAAAAAAGAGUCAAAGCUUAGUAAGCAGAAUAAAAACAUUAAAGAAAAUGGAUAUGACAGCUGAAUCCAAUACUGAAAUCAUUGAACUUUUGAAUAGAGACUUUGAAAAAUGGCAAGAGAAGGAUAAUUCAGACCUGAUUUACUUACUAGAGAACAACACUGAUCAAAAUGGCUGUGUUGUAUUAGUGCUGCUACUUGCAAGUGAACAUGAAUUCAAACUCCAUGUACCAACAAAUUACCCACAUGGUGAGACAGCCUUUUAUGUUGAGGCUGAUUCUCUUAUAAGCACAUGGAGCAAAAGUCUAAAUGAGAUUUUAAAAGAAGCCACACAGCCCCUUUCAUUAGAAGAUGUUCUCAACAAAGCUGUUUCUUUAUACACUCACCAGAAAUCCCAGAAAAGUCCUUCAACCUCGGAGGAGGAGCUGAGUGAUGAGGAGAUGGAGCUCAUGUUUGAGGAGGAGGAAGAGGAUGAGGGGGAGGAGCAAGAGACAAUCAUAUUAGCUGAUGAUGAUGCAUUUACAACAGAAUGGGAAUUGAAAGUUGCUCGCAAAAAGAAACGAUGGGCACAGAAGGAAGCCCAAUUAAGGGAAUCCUUAAAAAUGACAAGUGAUCCACACCCCCUUGGAGCAGUUGCGGCCACCCCUUCCGUCACCCCUGUGUUUACCAGUUCUGGAGCGGCAGGAAUUCUCACUAAUGACCUUGUCAGAAUCAUGGAAAAUGAAAAGCAAAUUGGAUUCACAGCUGAACCUAUAGAUGACAACAUAUAUCACUGGCAGGUCAAGAUAUUUAACUUUGACCCAGAAAGUGAGCUGAGUCAAGAUUUGAGUGUUAUUGAGAAGAACUUUGGCUAUAACUACAUUGAACUUGAAAUGAUGUUCCAGAUUGAUCUUUAUCCAUUUUAUCCACCACUUGUAAAAGUUAUGAGACCAAGACUACAGGGCUUUAUGAUGCAAAGAGUGACCAAUAUGGAGCUGUUAAAACUGUCCUACUGGUCCCCAACUAAAGACAUGCAGAGCGUUAUAUUGGAGAUCAAGUCUUUCUUACAACAGUGGGCAAGGCUGGAGGUAGAAAGUGAGAGAAAUGAUGUACAGAAAUAUCCUCAUGGAGCAUACCUAGAGAUGGAGCAUCACCUGCUUACUCUAGCUUUGGUCAGUGAAGUGGUUCCUCGAGUGAAUUUGAGAUUCCAGAUGGAUGUGGACAAAAUGGCAGCCAUCAAGUCUCUACCUACACCAAGUAAGUCAAGACAGGAAUUCAGUAGAGAGUACUGGGCUAGAGGUACAGGAUAUGGACAUCACAACAGACCAGAGUGGGAUAUAAAUGCAUAUCUUGCUGCUCAGAAGGAAAAGGACAAUAAGAUUGAGAGUGUACUUCACCAAAUCCUGGAAGAGUUAAAAUUGUUGUACUCCCAGCAUGCACCACAGCUGAAGCCUCGCCCCCGAGACAGUUUGAAAGACCCAGGGAUCCAAGACACAGGACAAGGAGUGGAUCCAGUUUAUGAUAUGUACACUGUCUUAGAAGGAUCCGCCCUUAUACCAUUCAUUGAGCAAUAUCUAAUGGCAGAUUCAUUCUUGGAGAUUUGCAGGCAUUCAGAGGUGUAUAAAGUUAUAGUUGAUAUCGUUAAAGAAUUAGCCCGUCAGAGACAGUUUCUGCCUUUGUUGUGUGCAUUACCCAAUCAGGAGAUGUCUGUAUACCAGCUGUUAUCUCAGCUCGAGCAGCGCGCCUCCAUCAUGCUGCGACACCUGAACAAAGCCGGGAACGGAAGCGUACCCAAGGCACAGCCUCCCAAACCCCCAGAGAACGAGACUACCACAAGCUCUUUCAAUUUGUUUCCCAAAUGUUUCACCAGAUGUCGAAGUUCACCGAGCACGCUCAGUUCCCCUCCAUCUUCAGAGUCAGAAAUGGCUGAAGAAAAAUUGGCUAGAGAAUUUGCAGUUCUCUUUAAUCUGGUAAAAGGUAUGCUGGAACUGGAUGGAUUAUUAUCUAACAGCUCCACGACAUCUAGUCAAUCAUCACUAGAGAGUGACAAAAAUUCCCCUAAACAAGAGGAGGUUUCAACUGAACAGCAGGCACAAGUCACUGAAGUACAAUAUAAACGAGCAUUGCAGCCUUUACAGUUGGCAACAGCAUCAUUUUCUUUGGAGGGUACAGGCUGUCACAACUAUGCAUCAGAUUUCAAGCACACACAAAAUGUCUUACAGAAACAGGUGUUACGGAUUGCCCAAGAGUUAUCUUCUCUUUCCACCUCUCUUCCCUUGGAAUUAUCUUCUAGUAUAUUUGUCAGAACUGAUGAUGACAAAUUAACUUUGAUGAAAGCAUUAAUUACAGGACCUGAAGGAACACCGUAUUCCGGAGGUUGUUUUAUAUUUGACAUUCACUUCCCACACAUGUAUCCUCAAAUCCCACCCCACGUCAACCUACAGACCACAGGAGGGGGCAAAGUUCGAUUCAAUCCCAACUUGUAUGCGUGUGGUAAAGUUUGUCUGUCCUUACUGGGUACCUGGGAGGGACAGAAGGGGGAGCAGUGGAAUGAAAAGACCUCCACUCUGUUACAGGUGCUUGUCUCCAUCCAGUUUAUGUCCCUGACCACGAAAUACAAUUUUUCACAUAUAUUCCCUGACCCGUAUUUCAAUGAGCCUGGAUUUGAGCAGGAGAUUGGAACUGAUGCUGGGAGGAAGCACAGUGAUGAUUAUAACGAAGAUGUGUGUUACAAUAAUAUCAAGUAUGCAAUGAUCAGCCAACUUCAGUAUCCACCACCAGAAUUUGCAGAUGUCAUAAAAAAUCAUUUCUUCUGGAAAAAACAUAGGAUUCUUGAGGAAGUGGAUGGCUGGGUAAAGAAACAUGGUAAUAAGAGAUUAGAGAGAAUGGCACAAAACCUCAAACAGGAACUUAAAAAACUGCAUCAACCUCCUCCCAGUCCUGUACAAUUUCAGUUGAAUCAGAAACAAUACAGCAUUGGAGACUUUGUACUGAUUGCUAGCAGCAAUGAUGACUUCCAAGAAGAUCCUUUAGAAUCAGCAUAUGUUGCCAAACUUGAAGACCUGUAUUCUGAUGGUGAACAGAAUGUUGCAGAGGUACAGUGGUAUUGGACACAAGACGAGAUGACAGAAUCCAUGUUAAAAAGGUGUAAAAAGAAAUAUGGCAGAAUACAGUCCAAUGAAGUAUUCCUAAAUGUCAGCAGAAAUGUUCAAAGAGAAAUAGACCCUGAAACUGUUUUAUGCAAGUGCAAAGUACUUCAGGGUGAUUUAGAAGAAAAGCAGUCCAAAAAUAUGUUAAAAACUUAUGUGUUUAAUAAGACAUUUGAUGGGACAAAAUUUCAAGAACUGGAAGAUGUCAAAAACAAAACUCCAAGAAAAGAGCUAACACAGAAAAACUCAAAGGAGUACAAAGAAAAUGAAGAUGUGAGACCCAAAACAAGGAGAUCUUUUGGAGGGCUUCCAGCUCGGCAACUACAGGAAAGAAGUAGUAUGUUGAAUGUCAUUCCAGUCAGUAAUGACAACAAGGUGGACUCGGAUGUUCUGACCUCUUUGGUGCCAAAAGUGAAGAAGCUGCCAGAUAGAAGAAAGUCGACUGGUCAGUUUUUGGGACGGAGAAUAGAAGCACAGGAUGUAGCCUCUAUGUUAAUGGAUGAUGACAGUGAUGCCAUAUCUCUAAUAUCAACCACAUCCUCUGAUGUCUCCAGUGUUCCGAGCAAUAAAUCCAUGCCCUUAAAAUCGAUACUCACCCCCCAGAAGAAACCGGAACUGGCUCAUUUAAGCCGGACAGAACCUCGACACCUGAACCGAAGAGUUUCUUUCUCGGCACAUGACACUAAAUCCCAACCAAAGUCUGCCACUAAGGCUCAGAAGAAAGUUCAGAAGGUGGUAAUUAAGAGGAUCUCAGAUAACAUGUACCAGUCCCACAGGAACAAGACCCCGGAGAGCACGGACAGGCCGGCCAGAAAAAGGCUGACUCAACAGUUUGAUUCCUCACGACCAGAAACACCAGCUUCUCGAAAUCUGAGAAAAAGAAGCAAGGCUAUUUCUUACGACGAGAAUGCAGACUUUUCACCUGUAGGUAAAAACGAGGUCUUCCUGCCGUCAGACAGUGACACAGAUAGUGAUCUGUCCGACUUUAGUGGCCCGACAAGAAAGAAAACUUCCAGAACAAGCAGGACCAACACCCCCACCAGGACAACCACACCCAGGGCCAAAAAACAAAGGAAAGGCAGUAGUUGUGCUACUCCAAAGAUCCCUGAGAGAUGUGAACCGUUAAUGUCCCCCUCCAAUGUUCUAGAAGAGGCAAGAUCCAGGUUACAUGUAUCAGCAGUUCCAGAUUCUCUUCCAUGUAGAGAGACAGAGUUUCAGGAUAUUUAUAACUUUGUGGAGAGUAAAAUCUUAGAUGGAACUGGAGGGUGUAUGUACAUAUCUGGAGUCCCUGGAACAGGUAAGACUGCCACGGUACAUGAAGUGGUGCGGGCCCUCCAUCAGGCGACAGAACAGGAGGAACUACCGGGCUUCAAGUAUAUAGACGUCAAUGGAAUGAAAUUAACAGAACCCCGUCAGGCUUAUGUACAAAUCUUACAGCAACUGACCAAUCAGAAAGCUACCCCUGACCAUGCUGCUGAUUUACUGAAUAAGAAAUUCACCACACCAGGACCUCGUAAAGAAACUAUUGUCAUGUUGGCUGAUGAGCUAGACCUUUUGUGGACGAGGAAACAGGAUGUGAUGUAUAAUAUCUUCGAUUGGCCUUCACACCGUCAUGCUCGCCUGGUAGUUUUAGCUGUUGCUAACACUAUGGAUUUACCAGAACGUAUAAUGAUGAAAAGAGUCUCAAGUAGAUUAGGGCUAACAAGAAUGACAUUCCAGCCGUACACCUUCAAACAGCUCCAGGAGAUAGUGAUCUCUAGAAUGAAGGGACUGAAGGCCUUUGAGGAGGAUGCCAUUCAGUUGGCGGCCAGAAAAGUGGCAGCAGUGUCGGGGGAUGCCAGGCGAGCCCUGGACAUUUGUCGCAGAGCUACAGAAAUCACAGAGAGUCUGUCCCCGUCCAAGACCAAACUAUCUCUGGUCGGAAUGACGCAUGUGAAUGCAGCCCUGCAAGAAAUGUUUUCUUCUCCAAAAGUUGUAGCCAUGAGGACAGCAUCAGACCAGGAAAAGAUAUUUCUGCGAGCCGUGGUGGCAGAAUUCCAAAGGUGUGGACUGGAGGAAGCCGAGUUCUGUAGAAUAUAUACCCAGCAUGCAGCAUUGUGUAGGAUUGAUGGGCUUAAGCCUCCAUCAACCACAGAACUGGCCAGGAUAUGUGCACGGUUAGGGAGUGUCCGUCUUCUGUUGGUGGAACAUGGACGUAACGACCUUCAGAUGAGAGUGAGGCUAAACGUUAGUCAGGAUGAUGUUCUGUAUGCACUCAAAGAGAAAAGUGGAGUUUGAUGACGGCAUUUACAUGUAGCAUUUAUUUAGUGUGAUAAUUCAGAUAUUGGUACUAAAAGGAGCUGAGGAAAAUUCUUCAUAAAAAUAGUCAUUCCACCUAUCAGCUGUGUUCAGAGGCAUUACUAAAAACUAACAUAUGUUUCAAAUCUAUGGCAGUAUAACUGUAGUAUUUAAAGAAUUGCUCAAGGACAAGACAGAUAUAUUUAUUUAGUUUCAACCUUUUAUUUUAAAGUAUAAAAUACAUUAUUUUUUGAAAAUGGG